Cryptococcus deneoformans JEC21 is the source of this 3905-nucleotide messenger RNA. RefSeq names its product signal transducer, putative. The transcript has 7 exons. Gene Ontology annotation, molecular function: phosphatidylinositol binding. Gene Ontology annotation, cellular component: cytoplasm. Lineage: Eukaryota; Fungi; Basidiomycota; Tremellomycetes; Tremellales; Cryptococcaceae. Bases 309 to 3764 code for a protein of 1151 amino acids. Gene Ontology annotation, biological process: regulation of GTPase activity; signal transduction. The record is from RefSeq and is a predicted model, not a curated record.
CUCCUCAAUAUAUCUCAAUUUUCCGCUAUUUCAUCAUCUGCGCAUUCUUUCUGCUAUAAUAGAUUACAAGCCAUCGACCAAAGCUGCUGCCUACAUUGUUCCAGGCUCCUGUUCUCCAUCGUUGUCUGUUCUUCUUUCUACGACACCGACGCAAAAGCUUCAACAAAAAUCACUACCAAUCUUCUGCAGUGAUCCGCGAUAACUUCAUUCUUCUUUCGAGUGUUUGUUCUUUACCGCAGCGAAAGAUCUUGUCAUUGGUGUCGCCCUACUAGACUAUGUUAUAAAGACAUAAAGUUGAUUAAUCCAACAUGUCUGCUUCACCUCUCCCACCUCAUCUCAACCCUCCAUCUGCCUAUCCUCACAUUUCACCCAAAUCUCACUCUCGGGCAUCGCCAACAAACUCUCCGAAAACAGGUAACAGUCCGAGAUCAAGUCCCAGAGGGUCCACAGGGAUGUUAGACUUCGAAGGUGUGAUAAGACUACACGGCGGAGAUUUGAAAAAGGCUUUGGAGAGCGUUGUCUCGGAAAGAAAUAACCUCCUCUCUCAAAAUACCCAACUCUGGAAGCUUAUUGAGAAACAACGAUCUCAAUGUGCUCAAUUCGCUUCGGAUAACGACCGCCUUCGGCAAGAUCGAGAGCGUGCCAAUUCUCGCUUGAUAGCAGCUGGGCUGGAGCCCGUGGGGCCACUCAAAAAGCUCAACUCCUCUUCGAGUGUAACGGGACUGGGCAUCAGAGCUGACGUUCCUCAGAUUAAAAGAAAUCAUUCUGAUCGAGAGGAUGUCCCUGUCAUCGCUGAGAACAAGGAAGAAGGAAUGGGUUUGGCGUCCCCCGCCGAGGUGCAGCCUACGGGACUGUUGCCCUCUGCGAUACCGGAUCGCAGGCUGAGAAGAGGAAGUGAUAUCGGUCAUCCUCCAGAUUCCUCCUCGUCCAUGCCCUUUGCCGACUCUCCCCAAAGCACAUCCCAUUCUAUUCACUCUUUACCAACUCCUUUCCAUAGCGCAGAGCCUUCACCACAACUUGCGACUAGUGCAAGGAUGGCAGGCAGAGAAGAUGGUUGUGUCAUACCUCCCCCGUCCUCCAGGGCUUUGGCUGCUUCCGUGGCUGCAUCAUCUCCUUUGACCCAGUGUUCGGAGGGACCUAGAAUUCCUCAACCAACCACACGAGAACCUUCCAUCGAAUCCCUAGAAAAACUCCCUAGUCCUACUCCUGUCUCCGUUUCCGUACCUCUCAAAUCCCCUUCCCAAUCAAUCCGGUCAGAAACGAUGUCUCCUACUUUUUCUAUAUCGGAAACAACGUUGGUUUCUAGUUCUACAUUGGACAACGCUCUGCGACCCUCUAUAGACUCCUCUAUAUCUAUUCCGCUCACUCGUGACACCACCCUCCGUCAAUCCAUUGACCAGCCGCCUCAAACUAAACGUCAACAAUCCUACUCCGCGGAACCGCCCCGACUACCAACAUCAUCCACCCGACCACUUUCACCCUCCCUCCUUCCUCAUGCUCGGAUUACUAUCCCCAGCAGUACGGUCUUCCCCAACGCCUCCGGCCAUGAAGUCCUCUGCUUCAUCGUGGAGAUAACUGUACGCCCUCCCAAUGCCCAGCCUAUAACCUGGAACGUGGCCAAGUUGUUCUCGGCCUUUAUUGACCUAGACGCCAAGAUCAAAGUUACAGCGAACAAGAGUCGAAAGGAAUGGAAACAGAUUGCAGCCCCUUUACCGGAAAGCAAGUCGUGGAAAGAUUUUGCACCUAGCAAGAUUGAUCAGCGCAAGACGGCUUUGGAGGCGUAUUUGCAAAGUCUAUUGGUUGCACCCAUUAGCGACAAGUCGGACUUGUGUCAUUUUUUGAGCACCGACCCUGUACGGGCAAAGAGAAGUGAUGCGAGGAAAGAAGGGUAUUUGACGAAGAAGGGGAAAAACUUUGGAGGAUGGAAGACGAGGUAUUUCGUGUUGAAUGGGCCGGUCAUGGAGUAUUACGAGUCUCGAGGAGGAAAUUAUCUAGGCUCCAUUGUCAUCACUAACGCCCAAAUCGGUCGUCAAAACCGCCCUGUCGACUCAUCAGAUGAACGGCAUCUCCGCCACGCCUUCCUUAUCAUUGAAGCAGGUAAAAAAGGAACCUCGCACCGACACAUCUUGUGUGCAGAGAGUGAUAUGGAAAGAGAUCGAUGGAUUGAUAUCUUAGUAAAACAUGUGGACCCCGAGACCAUGUCCUCGCCUCAACCUCUUCCUACAGCAACAGUAUCUGUCGCCGCCUCUGCUUUGGUACCCGCUGUCACUCCUGCCCGGACUCCUGUGCCACAACCCUCUGCAGUACCUGCUAUUACUACUGCAACAAAUCAAAAUCAGGCUGUACCAGGUUUGAGGCGCAAACCCAGUCAAUUGCGAAAACAAAGCAAAGACGUAGUCGUUACUUCCUCCCGGCCCCUUUCGAGUAUGUCAAAAGAUUCCAAAUUUAGUGAUGCGCCUUCGCCUACUAUUUAUAAUAACAAGGAAAGUCAUCUACCCCCGCUAAACCAGCCACUUGUGGCAUACUCUUCUACUCAGUCGUUCAUUCCGCAGGUUGUACAAUCUCCAAUUGAGGAAAGCGCCUUCUCGCAACAAUUGCCGCCCCGCAAACCGCCUGGACCCGUGCAGAACCACAGACAACCAUGGGGAAGUAAUUCCAGCGUCGUACAGGGUGUUUCCCCUUCCUCCGAAGCUCCGCCUCAAUUCUCUGAUCCUACACCUCGCGCUAACAAACGCCAGAGCGUCCUGCCAGGCCGACCAUCCGUUUCCCUACCCUCUCACAGCUUUUUAAACACCCCAUCUACUCUGAGUCUUGGAGCCACUAGCCCUAUAGUAGAGAAGGAGAGGGAUAGGAAAGCCAAGAGCCGUGGAUUUUGGGGAUUUGGCAGAUCAACAGAAAAAGCAACAAAGCCCGUCUUCGGUGUGCCCCUCACGGAUUCAAUCGCCGUAGCAAACAUUGCUGGUCUACCUGCGAUUGUGUUUAGAUGUAUUGAGUACCUUGAAGCGAAGAAGGCGGAGGAUGAGGAAGGUAUUUACCGUCUUAGUGGAAGCUCGGCUGUCAUCAAGGGUUUGAAGGAAAAAUUUGACGACCAAGGCGAUAUCAAGCUUCUUGCAGCAGAUGAACACUGGGAUCCGCAUGCCAUUGCGGGGCUGCUGAAGACGUUUUUAAGGGAUCUGCCAACCAGUUUGUUGACGAGAGAGCUCCAUGCACGAUUCUUGGCUGUAAUGGACUUUGUUGAGUCCUCAGAACGUAUCGCCGAGCUGGCUCAUCUGGUCUCUGAACUGCCACUGCCCAACUACGCCCUUCUCCGUGCACUUGUUGCGCACCUCAUUCUCAUCGUCCAGAAUUCUGCUCUUAACAAGAUGACACUACGCAACAUCGGCAUCGUUUUUUCCCCAACCCUCGGUAUCCCGGCCGGUAUCUUCUCAGAAAUGAUCACCCACUUUGGAACAAUCUUUGACGAUGAAGUUGAGACGCUUGACACUAGAGCGGAAGAAGAUACAGGGCCGGGAUCGGUGCAGUUCGAAAAUGCAGAUGAGACAGUGAAGAGGAAAAGAAACAGUUUGUGUCAGGCCGGAGAAGUAGACGCGUUGUCCGGACUAAGUGGAAGGACCUUGAAUGCUAGCAACGAAGAUUCUCAAUCUGUCUCAUCAUCCAAUGACCUUGCCAGCGAAUACCAUUCCUCUGACAUUAACCACUCUAAUACUACUUCUAUCCCUGUGGCGGGAUAUCAAGGGGAAGCGCCGAUCCGAAGCCGAGGUUAGAAUAUAGAAAAGAGAUGAUUAGAGGUCGUGGACGGAGAGGCUUAGACUUAUGCUUGAAAAGAAGACUUCUUUGGCUUCUUGUUGUUUACGUUAUCUAUCUUUGUCUAGCAUAGCAUGAAGUCUUGAUAUGUAUGUUUUGCC